Messenger RNA from Syzygium oleosum, 2447 nucleotides. RefSeq lists its product as uncharacterized. Lineage: Eukaryota; Viridiplantae; Streptophyta; Magnoliopsida; Myrtales; Myrtaceae. The transcript is spliced from 5 exons. Gene Ontology annotation, molecular function: hydrolase activity. The record is from RefSeq and is a predicted model, not a curated record. The coding region runs from base 1131 to 2072 and encodes 313 amino acids.
GUGUAUUCUAGUUUACAAGAUGGAUUAUGGAUUUAAUUUUUAACAUUUGAGGAUGAUGGUUUGAUGCUCAUUAUCAUUGUGAACCCGAUUAGGGAUUCAUGGGUAUGUAUAUUGAUUUUAGGAUAUCCUUCUAUGCCAAAUCACCGGCUGAUAAUAGGUGAAACCUUGCUAAUGGGGCAAUAUUCGUUGCCUUAUCAUUAGGUGUUAUGUCGUGAUUAUAAUUGGAUAUUGAGCAAUCAAUUGGUCAGUGAAAUGGACUAUUAACGUGUGACUUGAUAAAGAUUGAUCGAUGGACUUACCAUUGAUGUUUGAAUUGUAAUAGUGGAUUCAAUGAGUAUUUCAAAUUUGCAUAAAACUUUGUUUAAAUGAAACAACUCAUAUUUGAUUUGAUUUGUAUAUUAUAUCUUGGGUUUGGAGUUUGAGUUUCUGGUAUAGCUUUAUAUAUAUGCAUAGUGAUUGUUCAAUCUGUUUAAAAGAGAUGUACUACUCACUGGGCUAUGAUUGCUCAUAUCAUUCGUCUUAAAUGUUAUUGAGGUUGCUUGGUUAGUGGCAAAUAGAACGAGAGAGUUCGCUUUAUAUCCAGGCAUUUUGAUAAAGGGAAUUUUGCAUAUGAACUUAGUUAGUUCUUUAUUUCUAAGCCGAGUUGUAUAUGAUUGAGAUGAGUUUGUUGGUUUAGAUGUUAGUUAGAGAUGUACAUAUUCUUUUUGAUGGAUUAUAGAAACUAAUGGUCUAACCAAUCUGUUGGUUUAACAUACAUACAUACAUACAUACAUACAUAUAUAUAAUAAUAGGUUGUUAGUUAUGUUUGAGGCUGCUUUCUUUAAGUGGAAAUGACAGCCGUGUCUUGUCCCAAUUCUUGUUGGAUUCAGGGUGUGACAAGCCCUAACAACUAAUCGUUCUAGGAAAAAUGAUCCUUUGGACCCAUGUGCACAACUGUGAUUAGCAGAUUAUCCAAACCAAGGAUGCUCUUGAGAAUCCACAUCUUUGAGUUGAAUUAUUUGUUUUGACUUGGGAAGUAGUUAAAACUGCCUAGUCGGCAUUGUGGUAGAAACCAACUAUUUAAUUACAACAAAGGCCAUCUACAAAGUCAUACUCAUCACUCCUCCUCGGCAUUGUGUGUUCCAGGAAAGAUGGAGAAAAUCAAGCACAGCCAUGUGGCAGUGAGCGAUGUGAAGCUUCAUGUUGCUGAAAUUGGAGAAGGUCCAAAGGUGGUGGUGUUCUUGCAUGGGUUCCCAGAGAUAUGGUACACAUGGAGGCACCAAAUGAUUGGCGUCGCCAAUGCCGGGUACCGCACCAUCGCUAUCGAUUUCAGAGGCUAUGGACUCUCCGAUCAGCCUUUUGACCCUGAGAAGGGUUGUUAUGCUGAUCUUGUUGAAGAUGUUGUUGCCCUCCUUGAUGCCCUGGGCAUUGCCAAGGCCUUCCUAGUGGGGAAGGACUUUGGGGCUAUGCCAGCAUACCUUGUUGCAGUGGUUAAGCCAGAGAGGGUCUGCGGAGUCAUCACAUUGGGCAUCCCCUUUUUUCGACCUGGACUCCCGUCCAUCCAACUCCAUCUCUUUUCCAAAGGCUUUUACAUUCGCAGGUGGCAGGAACCUGGGCGAGCGGAAGCUGACUUCAGUAGGCUGGACAUCAAAACGGUCAUAAGAAACAUCUACAUCCUCUUUUCAGGGAGUGAGCUCCCUGUUGCCGGUGAUGAUCAGGAGAUCAUGGACUUGGUCGAUGCAUCGACCCCGCUACCUCCAUGGUUCUCUGAGGAAGAUCUCGCGGCCUAUGCAUCCUUGUAUGAGAAGUCCGGGUUUCGGUUCGCCCUGCAGGUUCCAUACAGGACUUUGGGGACGGAAUAUGCCACACUGGAUCUAAAAGUUACGGCACCGGCGUUGCUGAUCAUGGGAGAGAAAGACUUUUUCCUGGAGUUUCCGGGCAUGGAGGACUACAUAAGGAGUGGGCAAGUGAAGCACUUGGUCCCUAACUUAGAUGUCACCUUCAUGCCAGAGGGGAGCCAUUUCGUCCAUGAGCAACUUCCGGAGCAAGUGAACAGUCUCUUAGUUGAAUUCCUGAACAAGCAAAAUAUCUAGUUAUGAGACCCUAUCUACGGCGGAAGUUGAUCUUGGUGAGAGUAAAUAAACUCAUCGAUCGCCUUUCACAAUAAGUGAUCACUAAGAAUUGUUAACUUCUACUUGGGGAAAAUGGGGCCUUCCACUUGAAUAUCACCAGUAAUGAACUCUCAUGUUUCAUUAGCUUUGUGCAAAUGGAUGAAUUUGCAAAAAUGAAGAUUUGGCGAAUUUUAACAAUUAGACUCCAUUGAAAGCAGAUAUCCUGCAUUUUACUUGCCGAAAGAAUUAGGACUGUCAAUGCACAAAGAGGAGUUUGAUAGCAGUUUCCCUUUGAGUGCGUAUUGGGCAUUGUAGCAGGGAAGGUUCGCAGCUUUUAGCGCACUGAUUUUCUCGGGU